AUAAGACUCAUAAAGAAAAAAGCAUCAAAAUGCUUCAAUUAACCGGGGGAAAUGAGAAGAAUUUUAAAGUCUCAGAGAGUGUCAGAAGAACUGGUCCGUGGAAAGAGAUUUCUUUUGGGGAUUAUAUUUGUCACACAUUUCAGGGAGACUGCUGGGCUGAUCGAUCCCCACUGCAUGAAGCUGCAGCCCAGGGACGCCUACUGGUCCUUAAAACUUUAAUUGAGCAAGGUGUUAAUGUGAACCUCGUGACAAUAAACCGAGUCUCCUCCCUCCAUGAGGCAUGCCUUGGAGGCCAUAUGGCUUGUGCUAAAGUCUUGCUGGAAAAUGGUGCACAUGUUAACGGAAUGACAGUUCAUGGCGCCACACCCCUCUUCAAUGCUUGCUGCAGUGGAAGUGCUGCAUGUGUCAAUGUGCUGUUGGAGUUUGGAGCUAAGACCCAGCCUGUGGUGCAACAGGCUUCACCCAUCCACGAGGCAGUGAAGAGAGGUCAUAAAGAAUGCAUGGAAAUUCUGCUGGCUAAUAAUGUUAAUAUCAACCAAGAGCUGCCUCAGCUGGGAACUCCACUGUAUGUGGCCUGCACCUACCAGAAGGUAGACUGUGUGAAGAAACUUCUAGAGCUAGGAGCUAGUGUUGAUCAUGGCCGGAGGCUGGACACCCCACUACAUGCCGCAGCGAGGAAAACCAGUGUGGAAAUUGUCCACCUCCUUGCAGACUAUGGAGCUAACCUGAAGCUCAGAAAUGCACUGGGCAAAACCCCGCUUGAUCUGGCAGCUCCUGGAAGCAGUGUGGAAGAUGCCCUCCUGUUCCACAAAGGACCACUUGCUCUUUCUCAGCUCUGCCGCCUGUGUGUUUGGAAGUGCUUGGGCCAAGCAAGUCAUCAAGUCAUCCAGCAGCUACAUUUGCCAGAGCCACUGAAAAAAUUCCUCCUGUAUCAGUAGUCCCAGUUAUCUAGGGGAAAGAUAGUUAGAAAUAUAUGUUGGUUGUUGCCAGUUGUACCCAGGGGUCUUUAGUAUAUAUACCCAAUGGCUUGACUCAUUAUCCUCAAAUGAGCUUAGCUAGUUAGAGUAAAUCUCCCAUAAACUCAAACACUUUGGGUAAAGAAACUUUUGAUUAAUUAAUACUCUUAUUUGCCCAGAGGCUACCAAAAAGCUUUUAGUUUCAAGUUCUUGUUAGUUGGCUUAAAAAAACCCACAAACUAUGAAGUAGAGUGAAAAUUCUAGGUUAUUUUCCGAUGAUUCUAGAUCCUUUAGUAUCUAAAGUUCAACUAUCUGAAUAUGUCAUACACAUCAACAAAUCCAUGUAGAUAAGAUUCUAAUGUCUCCAAGAUAUGUUCCUGAUUGGGUUUCUUUGUUCUUCCUUGAAUAAAUAUCUGCUAUAAUUUCGAGGUCUUUGA
Jaculus jaculus (lesser Egyptian jerboa) is the source of this 1393-nucleotide messenger RNA. RefSeq names its product ankyrin repeat and SOCS box containing 11 (gene Asb11). The coding region runs from base 30 to 938 and encodes 302 amino acids. Lineage: Eukaryota; Metazoa; Chordata; Mammalia; Rodentia; Dipodidae. The record is from RefSeq and is a predicted model, not a curated record. Gene Ontology annotation, biological process: positive regulation of protein catabolic process; protein ubiquitination; intracellular signal transduction. Gene Ontology annotation, molecular function: protein binding. The transcript has 7 exons.